AUGAUGAGGCAUGCUGCCGUGUGGAUGGGCUUCGCGUGCGCGGCUGAUGUCAUGGCGCAUGGACCUAGGAGGGGGGCUAAUGAACUCGAGAGGGCGGGAAUGGAAGGACGGGAGGGACCGAAUGGACGUGAAAAGUGCCGGUCUGACUCACGACUAUAUUCUUUCUCUCCGGAGACAAAGGAGAAGCUGCGAAAGUUCCGCCUGGGCACAUCCAGAGCCAAGGAUGCGCAAGCCAUCAUCUAUAUCAUUGAUGCAAAGACCCAGGAGAUUCGGCCGGAAGACGAUGAAAUCUAUUCCAAGCUGGAGGAUCUAGCAGAUGAACUCCCCGAGUCCUCACCACGAUUCAUUCUACUCAGCUACCCAUUGAUCACGAAGGACGGGCGCCCCUCAGUCCCUUACGUUCUCCUCUACUGGCUCCCAGAAAAUUGCAACCCGAUGCAGCGCAUGUCAUACGCCAACGCAGUGGAACUAAUGCGCACAAGCGCGCAAGUCAACAGAGUGAUCGAGGUGGAGACGGACGACGAUAUCAUCGACAUUAAGGACAAGCUGACUGGAUCGGGCUAA
Penicillium soppii is the source of this 564-nucleotide messenger RNA. Its product is annotated as GMF family protein. The transcript has 4 exons. The record is from RefSeq and is a predicted model, not a curated record. NCBI's taxonomy places the organism in Eukaryota, Fungi, Ascomycota, Eurotiomycetes, Eurotiales, Aspergillaceae. Gene Ontology annotation, biological process: negative regulation of Arp2/3 complex-mediated actin nucleation; actin filament debranching. Gene Ontology annotation, cellular component: actin cortical patch. Gene Ontology annotation, molecular function: Arp2/3 complex binding; actin binding. Bases 1 to 564 code for a protein of 187 amino acids.